This is a messenger RNA of Penicillium taxi, 456 nucleotides long. Its product is annotated as RidA family protein. NCBI's taxonomy places the organism in Eukaryota, Fungi, Ascomycota, Eurotiomycetes, Eurotiales, Aspergillaceae. The record is from RefSeq and is a predicted model, not a curated record. The coding region runs from base 1 to 456 and encodes 151 amino acids. Gene Ontology annotation, molecular function: deaminase activity. Gene Ontology annotation, cellular component: mitochondrion; cytosol. The transcript has a single exon.
AUGUCCUCCAGCAGCCAAUCCUUCCUCCUCGACCCCGAAAAGCCUACGGGAGCCAUGCGAUACAGCCAUGCGCGAGUAGUGCAGCCUUCAACUCACCACACAAUCUACGUCUCUGGCAUUGCCGCAGUAAGCCCAGAUGGAACCUAUGAGGGAGUCAUCGAGCAUGCAGAUGGAACCUUCACAGCCGAUGUACGACAACAAACAGCGGCCGUCUUGCGUCGCAUCGAAAGCAUUAUCAAAGGCGCGUCAAAUGGCAAAGCAAAUCUAUACAACAUUGUCGAUGCGACCGUUUAUAUCUUGGAUAUGAAGACCCAAUAUGCCGGCAUGAAUGAGGAAUGGAACAAGAUCUGGUCCGAUCGUGCAAGUGCUCCUAGUCGGGCUACUAUUGGAGUUAGAGAACUCCCGGAUCCUCGUUUUAUGGUGGAAAUUAAAGUGAUUGCGAUAUUUGAAGCAUGA